AUGUUGGAUGAGGGAAAUCAGAGUGCUGGAACCACUUUCAUCCUCUUAGGUUUCUCCAAAUACCCACACCUUCAAGUGCCUCUCUUUUUAGUCUUCUUAUGCAUUUAUACUGUUACUAUGGUGGGGAACCUGGGUAUUAUUGUAGUCAUCAGACUCAACCUAAAACUCCACACACCCAUGUACUUCUUUCUCAGCCACCUCUCCUUCCUUGACUUUUGCUACUCCUCCGUUCCAACGCUAAAACUCUUAGAAAUCUUGCUUGUGGAAAUCAGGACGAUCUCCUUCACGGGUUGCAUCAUGCAAUUUUUCUUUGGCUGUGCCUUUGUGAUCACAGAAAUGUUCAUGUUGGCAGUGACGGCCUAUGACCGGUUUGUGGCUGUCUGUAAACCCCUGUUCUACAUAGUUGUCAUGCCUCAGAAGCUCUGUGCCCUCUUGGUGGCUGGGUGCUAUGCUUGGGGUUUUGUCUGCUCCCUGGUACUAACCUACUUUCUGAUGUCAUUGUCCUUCUGUGGAUCUCACGUCAUAGAUCACUUUGGGUGUGAGUAUUCUGCCAUCAUCUCAGCCUCUUGCUCUGACACUCAUUUCCACCUGAUGCUGAUGUUCACCAUUUCUACCUUCAAUGAAGUCUGUAGCCUCCUGAUUAUCCUUGCCUCCUAUGUCUUCAUCGUGGUCACAAUCAUCAAGAUGCCCUCUACCGGUGGACUCCGGAAGGCCUUCUCCACCUGUGCCUCCCACCUCACUGCCAUCACCAUCUCCCAUGGGAUCAUCCUACUUCUCUACUGUGUGCCCAACUCCAAGAACUCCUGGCUUUUCAUCAAAGUGACCACUGUGUUCUAUAGUGUCGUGACCCCAAUGUUGAACCCCCUUAUUUAUAGUCUUAGGAACAAAGAUGUGAAAGAGGCAGUCAAGAAGUUAAUCAAGACCAACUUGCUUUGUCAUUCAAAAUAA
This is a messenger RNA of Erinaceus europaeus (western European hedgehog), 948 nucleotides long. Its product is annotated as olfactory receptor 1165-like. Gene Ontology annotation, molecular function: olfactory receptor activity; G protein-coupled receptor activity; odorant binding. The coding region runs from base 1 to 948 and encodes 315 amino acids. The transcript has a single exon. Gene Ontology annotation, cellular component: membrane. Gene Ontology annotation, biological process: sensory perception of smell; G protein-coupled receptor signaling pathway. NCBI's taxonomy places the organism in Eukaryota, Metazoa, Chordata, Mammalia, Eulipotyphla, Erinaceidae. The record is from RefSeq and is a predicted model, not a curated record.